Molecule: messenger RNA, 1044 nt
Organism: Nothoprocta perdicaria
Lineage: Eukaryota; Metazoa; Chordata; Aves; Tinamiformes; Tinamidae
Gene: PITX1
Product: paired like homeodomain 1
Exons: 4
Coding region: 131-1039 (302 amino acids)
Biological process (GO): regulation of transcription by RNA polymerase II; anatomical structure morphogenesis
Cellular component (GO): nucleus
Molecular function (GO): DNA-binding transcription factor activity, RNA polymerase II-specific; RNA polymerase II cis-regulatory region sequence-specific DNA binding
Source: RefSeq, a predicted model, not a curated record
UURCCACUUCCCUGCCUAUGCGGCCGGCCGGCUGCGCCUCUCCCCGAGCAGAGACAAGCGGCUCCGAGGCACUGCCCGCAUCGCUUCUUCCGAGACCCUUAAAAUCAUUCUGCAGCCCGGCGCCCCGGCCAUGGAGUCCUUUAAAGGUGGAAUGAAUUUGGAGAGGCUGCCCGAGAGCUUGCGACCCCAGCCCGCCCAUGACAUGGCUUCCAGCUUCCAUUUGCAGAGAGCCGCGGAGCCCAGGGACCCCAUCGAGAACUCGGCCAGUGAAUCCUCGGACGCGGAGGUGCCAGAAAAGGAGCGGAGCGGAGAGCAGAAAAACGAGGACGGGGCCGCCGACGACCCGGCCAAGAAGAAGAAGCAGCGGCGGCAACGGACCCACUUCACGAGCCAGCAGCUGCAGGAGCUGGAGGCCACUUUCCAGAGGAACCGCUACCCGGACAUGAGCAUGCGGGAGGAGAUCGCCGUGUGGACCAACCUCACGGAGCCCAGAGUGCGGGUCUGGUUCAAGAACCGUCGAGCCAAGUGGCGGAAGCGGGAGCGGAACCAGCAGAUGGACCUGUGCAAGAACGGCUACGUGCCGCAGUUCAGCGGGCUCAUGCAGCCCUACGACGACGUCUACGCGGGCUACCCCUACAACAACUGGGCCACCAAGAGCCUCACGCCGGCGCCGCUCUCCACCAAGAGCUUCACCUUCUUCAACUCCAUGAGCCCCCUGUCCUCGCAGUCCAUGUUCUCGGCGCCCAGCAGCAUCUCCUCCAUGAACAUGCCCUCCGGCAUGGGCCACUCGGCCGUGCCGGCCAUGGCCAACUCCGGCCUCAACAACAUCAACAACCUCGGCGGCUCCUCGCUCAACUCGGCCAUGUCGUCGCCGGCGUGUCCCUACGGGCCGCCGGGCUCGCCCUACAGCGUCUACCGGGACACUUGCAACUCCAGUUUAGCGAGCCUCAGACUGAAAUCAAAGCAGCACUCGAGUUUCGGCUACAGCAGUUUGCAGAGCCCCGGCUCCGGCCUCAACGCCUGCCAGUACAACAGCUGACGGGC